Molecule: messenger RNA, 565 nt
Organism: Manacus vitellinus (golden-collared manakin)
Lineage: Eukaryota; Metazoa; Chordata; Aves; Passeriformes; Pipridae
Product: protein phosphatase 1 regulatory subunit 16A-like
Exons: 5
Cellular component (GO): cytoplasm
Molecular function (GO): enzyme inhibitor activity; protein binding; phosphatase regulator activity
Source: RefSeq, a predicted model, not a curated record
CGGCGCCGACCUGCUGGCCCUGAACUCCGACGGGAACAUGCCCUACGACCUGUGCGAGGACGAGGCCACGCUGGAUUUCCUGGAGAGCGCCAUGGCCGAGCAGGGGAUCACCCAGGAGAGGAUCGAGGAGGCCCGGGCCGCCACGGAGCGCUCCAUGAUCCGGGAGAUCCGCGAGCUGGCGCGGGCGGGCGCCGACCUGGACACGCCGCGGGGACACGGGGCCACCCUGCUCCACGUGGCAGCAGCCAACGGGUUCCUGGAAGCGGCCGAGCUGCUCCUGGAGCACCGCGCCGGCACCCACUGCCGGGACGAGGACGGCUGGCAGCCCCUCCACGCCGCGGCCUGCUGGGGACAGGUGCAGCUGGUGGAGCUGCUGGUGGCCCACGGCGCCGACCUGGGCGCCAGAUCCCUGCUGGACGAGACGCCCCUGGACGUGUGUGGUGACGAGGAGGUGCGGGCCAAGCUGCUGGAGCUGAAGCACAAGCACGCGGCCGUCAUGAAAUCCCAGGAGAAGCACAAAUCCCUCCUCCAGCGGCGCACGUCCAGCGCCGGCAGCCGAGGGUGG